UAUUAAUUCUCCAUUCCCCAAUCUCUCUCCUUUUCUCAAAGCUUUCCCCCCUUUAAAAUUUGUUUUGUUUAAUAAAACAAAAAAAUUCGCGCUUUCUCUCUCCUCGAGUUCCGCCAUUUUUGAAUUUCCUCGAGCUCCGCCAUUUUUUCUACAGAACCUCUCUGCUUGGAAGUCGAAAAUUUUGGAAUCUUUUGUUGAUACAAAAUUCGAAAUCGUUAUAGUGAUUGAUCUUCGAAGUUCGACCUAAUUUCAUCAAUUUUUCGGGGUUGUUGAAAGCUGCAGGGAACCCUGCAAUAGAAACACAAAAAGAGGUCCUGCGUUCACUUUAAAAUGCUCUACAGCUGAGCCAAGAAUUCACGUGGUUUAUUUAUCGCUAUUUUGAAAGCAUUUGUGGUGAUUGUGCAUCCUCAAAGGCAAAAAAUAAAUUUCCACUGUUUUUUCAGAUGGAUUCUGUUAAGCGACCAGCAACAACCCCAAGUAAGAGUCGGAUUGCUCGAGCAAUCUCCAAAGUUCUCCAUGUUCGUGCAAUCACUGGUAUUACUCCAUCUGAUGGAUUGCAGAAGGUGAAAACGAAAGACAGAAUCCAGGGUGUAAAACCACAAGACAAGAUAAAGGAGAUGAAGCCGCAUGAAAAAACUCGAUCAUCGAAGCCUCAAGAUAAAGUUAAGGCUGAUUUUGUUCAUGUUCAUUGCAAGUUGGGUGAGAAAGAAGAUGAAGAAAUUGCAAAUAGGCUUGCCCGCAAAUCUGUUCUUGGUAAAAUAUUUGCCAGUAUUUCGAGUAUCAAAGCUGCAUACGCACGGUUACAAUUUGCACAGUCUCCGUAUGAUGCAGAAGCAAUCCAAUCGUCUGAUGAGAUGGUGGUAUCGGAGUUGAAAACUUUGGCGGAGGUGAAACGAUGUUUUUUGAAGAAACAGUUUGAUUCAUUUCCUGAGAAGAGUUUACUUACAUAUGACUUGCAAGAGCAGAAGAAUAUGGUUAAAACAUAUGAAAUAACAGGGAAGAAAUUGGAAUAUGAGGUUAAGCUGAAAGAGUCGGAAAUCACAUUCCUGAAGGAGAAACUAGAGGAAUGCAAGAAAGAGAAUUGGUUACUCGAAAAACGAUUGAAUGCUAGUGGCUCACUCUCUGUUCUCGACAACCUUCAUAUGUCGGGUCUAAGUCCUCACCAUUUCGUUCCUGUUCUUCGGCAUACUGUAAGAUCCAUUCGAACUUUCGUAAAGCUAAUGGUCAAGGAAAUGCAGUCUGUUGGGUGGAAUUUAGAGGCUGCAGCCAAUGUUAUCCAUCCUGGUGUUUCGUACUGUAAGCAAGAGCAUAUAUGCUUCGCAUUCGAGUCAUACGUAAGUAAAGAAAUGUUCGAUAGUUUCCACAUUCCCAACUUUGUGCUUACUAAUGAAUCUUUACCCGAACACAAGCAUUGUCGAAGGCUGUUUUUUGAGAGAUUCACAGAACUAAAGUCUGUUAAAGCAAAAGAUUAUCUGUGCCAGAAACCGAAAUCAACAUUUGGGAAGUUCUGCCGAGCCAAAUACUUGAGGCUAGUGCACCCAAAAAUGGAGUCAUCCUUCUUUGGAGAUCUAACCCAAAGAAACCUUGUGAAGUCUGGUGAGUACCCAGAAACUACUUUCUUCAGCACAUUUGCAGAAAUGUCAAAGAGAGUAUGGCUCCUACAUUGCUUAGCAUACUCUUUCGAUCCAGUCGCUACGAUAUUUCAGUUCAAGAAAAUGUGUCGAUUUUCCGAUGUAUACAUGGAUAGCGUCUCUGAUGAGGCGUUCUUACCAGAGACAGAACCAUGUCUAGCAUUCACAGUAAUUCCUGGGUUCAAGAUUGGUAAAACCAUAAUCCAAUCACAGGUAUACCUCUCUAAAGCAUAACCCACCAUGAUGAAUAUUCUGUGAUUUGAUCAGAUGGUGUAGAUUAGAUAGGGAAUGUGGGUUAGGCCCACAAUUGAUCUGGAAAGCCAUUGUUGAAUCAUGAAUGAUCUUUGUUGGGUGAUUGUGCCUCAAUUAUCGAAAAAAGAAAAGUUUAAGUGGGGACUGGAACUGUCGUGCAACAUAGUUAAUACUUAAUUGGGUCAUAUUGUCCCUAAAUCUUGGCUUUUUAUUGUUUGAAUGCAAAAAUGCAUGAAUCGUUGGUGCCCAUAAAAGAGAAUGUGGGAUUAGUUUAAGAUUUACCAUAUUGCCCAAUUUUUGUUGAUACCCAACCCUGACUUUGUACGAGAUAUUGGACUGAUGUCCAUAAUCAUAUUCGCAUUAAGUAGAACAUAUUAAUUGUUAUGAAUUUGUAUAUGAAAUACAUUUUAGGAGUUUGUUU
Molecule: messenger RNA, 2304 nt
Organism: Amaranthus tricolor (Joseph's coat)
Lineage: Eukaryota; Viridiplantae; Streptophyta; Magnoliopsida; Caryophyllales; Amaranthaceae
Product: protein GRAVITROPIC IN THE LIGHT 1
Exons: 4
Coding region: 444-1865 (473 amino acids)
Biological process (GO): response to red or far red light; negative gravitropism
Source: RefSeq, a predicted model, not a curated record